Molecule: messenger RNA, 1272 nt
Organism: Plodia interpunctella (Indianmeal moth)
Lineage: Eukaryota; Metazoa; Arthropoda; Insecta; Lepidoptera; Pyralidae
Product: trypsin-1-like
Exons: 6
Coding region: 139-1020 (293 amino acids)
Biological process (GO): proteolysis
Molecular function (GO): serine-type endopeptidase activity
Source: RefSeq, a predicted model, not a curated record
CGUGUGCAUGGAACUUUAUUUUUAGAUUAUUUUAAAUGUGAAGUAUAAAUAAAUUUAACCUAGACCCACUUUGGUACGGGAAAUAUAUACACUUGCAUUUAAGUGUCAAUGAUCAGAUAAUAAUUUGUUGCCGCGAAAAUGUGUUGUAUUUUGGUGAUGGUCCUAGUGAUGUUCGUCAAUUGUGGAUUUUGUUUUGUCAACUUAGCUGAUGUGGAGUGCGGCAUUGACAUCGCCCGUCGCGGGCGCAUAGUCGGCGGAGAAGAUAGUCUCCCUGCAGAGUUCCCCUGGGCAGCCAGUCUCUGGAGGCAGGGGACACACCAGUGCGGAGCCACAGUACUGACAGACCAAUGGCUUUUGACUGCCGGACAUUGUGUUUGCAGUGUUUUCGACGAGUUCUACAAGUCCAAACAGCUGACGGUCGUGGUCGGGUUCACCGAUAUAUCGACGUCCAAAUCCAACGAGCCUCUCUCCAGAGUUAUACCUCAUCCCGACUACAGAUGUAACCGCAAAUCAAACGAUGUGGCGCUACUGAAGACCGCUAGGCAACUCAAAUGGACCAAUGACCUGAGGCCUGCGUGUCUACCGCAGCCAAUCGCCGAGGACUUCAGCGGAGUCCAGGCCACCGUCGCCGGAUGGGGCUUCACCAAUGAGGAUAGGGCUAAAGGGUCAAGACCGAACGUCCUGCAAAAGACAGUUGUGGUAGUGGUGACCAAUGAGGAGUGCAACAAGUGGUACCAGUCGCAGGGGAGCAAGGUCAAGGUCAUAUCCACUCAGAUGUGUGCGGGACACGAGCAAGGUGGCAGGGACUCCUGUUGGGCUGACAGCGGCGGCCCCCUCAUGUUCAGAGAAGACAACCGCCACGCCAUGGUUGUGGGCGUGGUGUCCACCGGCAGUGGCUGCGCGAGAGCCCGGAUGCCAGGAGUCUACACCCGUGUCUCCAGGUUUACUGACUGGAUCCGACAGAGCAUUGAGAGUGAUAGGGUUAGAUCUGGUCUUAACUGGUAUCCUAGGUUUUAUUGAAAGGAUACCUUCUUUCAGCCAAAACCAGACUUUUCCCCUUCGUUACUAUUCAAGAACAAAACAGCUGUGGUUGAUGUUCAAAGGCCCGUUGUGACAGUGCAACAUCAGCAGGACCAAAUUAGUGAACCACAGAUAAUGCUGUGGUCAUGUAAUGGUGACCAGUUUCGUUACUAGUUGUACGUAUAUUGAAUUAUUAUAUAAAAACAUAUGUGAUAUUAGAUUCUAAAAUAUGUAGCCAUGAAGAUAUUAUGU